Eimeria maxima is the source of this 4794-nucleotide messenger RNA. RefSeq names its product ATP-dependent helicase, putative. Bases 1 to 4794 code for a protein of 1597 amino acids. NCBI's taxonomy places the organism in Eukaryota, Apicomplexa, Conoidasida, Eucoccidiorida, Eimeriidae. Gene Ontology annotation, molecular function: RNA binding. Gene Ontology annotation, cellular component: intracellular anatomical structure; nucleolus. The transcript has 16 exons. The record is from RefSeq and is a predicted model, not a curated record. Gene Ontology annotation, biological process: maturation of SSU-rRNA from tricistronic rRNA transcript (SSU-rRNA, 5.8S rRNA, LSU-rRNA).
AUGGAAGGAGGAGGCAGCACAGCGCUGCUGGAUGACUCAAUCUUCGGGGAAGACGAUGUUGGAGGUUAUGGCGGAGGUAGCAAUGCUCUGCUGCUGAUGCCGCGGAAGCCCAAGGAAAAGAAGUCAGGCGGGCCUAAGAAGCAGCAGCAGGAGCUGCAGCAGCGCCACCAACAAAAGAAGCCCAAUAGUACCAGGAAACAAAGGAAGUUGCAGCAACUGUUGAAGAAACACACGGACAGGGACCUGAAGGCCGAGCUGUGCAAGGAGCUGGAAAAACACCAGUUGAAAGCUAUCACGAAGCCACUGGAGGAGAGUGCUGCAGCAGCCAUUGCUUCUGAUGUAAUUGCCCCACCAGGGGACUCCGACAAUGCUGCUUUAACUCAAACAGCAGCAGGAACAGUAGCAUCUGCAGCAGGCAUUCAUAGCGAAGAGGUACAGCUAGCUAAGGCGCAGCUGUUGCUUGGCGGGGGUCUGCUGCUCACAGGCGUUAAAGGCCGGCGACUGCAGAAGAAGGCUCGCAAGGCUCUGCUGGUCCAGCAGGAGAUGCAGCAACGGCAGCACCAGCUGCAAAUGCAGCGCCAGCUCAAGGCACAGCAACAAACGCUUCUAGAACAGAAUCAGCAGCAAACAAAAUCUACAAGGCAUUCGGAAACUACCAAGGAGGAAACCCAACCAACACAGCAGCCCGAGCAGCAACAAAAUCACGACCAGAAACAGCAGCAGCAACAACAGCAGCAAAGUCACGCAGUGCAGCAUCUCGAGGACAAUAACCUGAAGAACCAAGCUAAGAGCUGCAUCGCUGCCACCGCCGCUAGCAACAGCAGCAGCGGGAGCAGCAGCUGUUCGUCUUCCAAGCCCAAGGCAGAUCCUGCUACUUCCGCGAAAGCAUGCCCUGUAGCGGCAGGACGAGCAGGAGGAGGAACAACAGGAGGAGGAACAAUAGGGAGGACAGUAGCAGGUGGAGCAAGAGGAGGGAAGGUUGUUCAGCUGCCGACAGUUUCUUUCUCUCCUGAGACAGCGACGAGGUGUCUCCAUCGUUGCGCUGCAAUUGAAGCGGCGAGGGCAUCUUUGCCUGCUGCUGAGGCGGAGGGGCGCGUGUUGUCUUUCCUACUACAGCAGCAGCACCCCAGCUCGAGAGACGCGGAAGACUGCAGGAGCAGCAGUUCGGAUGAGGGGCACAUGUCAAGCAGCCUUGAGGUUCCCUGGCGUAUGGAGGGAUAUGAAGGGGCUCGAGCGCUCUCUAUCCCCCAAUUUGUCUUUGAGUCAGGAAUCUGCUACCCAGAGAUGCUCUUCCACAAGAAAUGCCAAGCGGCUCGCCAGCUGCUUCAAGAGGAGACAGCAGUGGGGCCCCAAACGAGCAACUCCGCUGACCCUGGAGAUGCGCCUGCAGCACCAGAAGCAGCAAUAGUGCCUGCAGCUGCUGCGGUCCGGCUGGGCGUUGUCUCAGCAGAAGCAACUAAGCAAGGAAUCCUUGUUCGUAGACAGCUGUGCAUUUGCAUCACGCAGCCGCGAAGAGUUGCUGCUGUUUCCUUGGCUAGAAGAGUGGCAGAGGAGAUGGGAUCGCAAGAGCUCGUGGGCUAUCAGGUUCGCCACGACAAACACAACGUGGGGCCCCGUUGCCGCCUCAAGUUCGCGACCGAUGGCGUUUUGUUGAGGGAAAUACAGGAGGACUUCCUGCUUAGGAAGUACUGCUGCAUUGUGGUAGACGAGGCCCACGAGCGCAACAUCAACGUUGAUUUGUUGCUGGGACUUUUGUCUCGAGUGGUGACUCUGAGGCGCGAGCGGUUCAUGCAAGAGAAAGACACACUGCCUCCACUCAAAGUGUUGAUAAUGUCAGCCACUCUUAGAGCCACGGAUUUCACAGCCAACGCCCACCUUUUCUCUCCCCCACCAGCCUUGUUGACUCUGGAGAGCCGCACAUUUGAGGUGCGAGUACACUUCAGCAAGAAGACACCCGACCGAUAUGUCCAAGCAGCCGUCAAGAAAGCGCUCCAAAUUCACACGCGUCUCCCCGCGGGGUCUGUGCUCGUAUUCUUAACGGGGAGGUCAGAGGUCUUGGAAGCGGUGAAGAUGCUGCAGGAGUGGCAGCAGCGGCGAGAGAGGAAGCUGCGGUUUUCCUCUGCGACUGCCACUGUUGCUGCUGCUGCAGAAGACGAAUCUAAUGAGGAAACUGCCUCAGAGGCAGAGUUUCUGCUAUCUGAUCAGAGCGAGGACGAGCCGCUGCCGCUGGAAGAGAAUGCUCCAGGAAGCUCUGACAGUGAUGUGUCUCUACACUCGCAAGACAGCGGAGCUUCUCAAAGCAGGGGGCGAUGGAGGCACAAACCCGGUUUGCCUGACAAGCUGCUGGAGCUGGCCCUAGGGAGCGACGCAGAAGACAAUGAGGAGUCUCAGGAUGGAGUCAAGGAAGCGGAAGCGGCAGUUCUGCAAGCUGUACUAUCUGCUUCUCGUGCCUCCCCGUCUGUUCAGGGGAGCCCUGGGGGGGUUCCCAAGACCGGCGACGGCACUUCAUCUACAGGAUCAGGAGAAAGAGGGUCAUCGGAAGUUACUGCUGGAGAUACCAGAGACGACCCUAAGGCAGCAAGGAAGAGUAGAAUUGUGGAGACGCGUGUCCCGGGCAAUACUCUGGGGGGGACCAAUCUGUCUUCAGCCGACUGCAUGAAAUCUGCACAAGUCACUGAAGGGAAGCCAAGGUCGCAUGAGGCGACUCCUGGGGCCUCUGCAGCUCAUACGCUGACUGCCACAUUCGAUGCUCCAGACAUGUCAAAGCGCCGGAACCAAAAAGGCGUCCCUGAAGGAGGGUGGCUGGGCGCAGGCGCGCUACGACGGAAGAAGCCGUCGGAGGGGAAGAGACACAGCAGCAGCACUGGUGAAGUGCAGGAAGGCGCACGACUCUCCGAUGCGAAGGAUACCGAGGAGUCGGAAGAAACUCACUCCGUACCGAGGCUCACUGUUCUCCCGCUGUACGCGACGCUGCCUAGGGAGCUACAGCGCCUCGCCUUCGAGCCCCCCUCCCCCGACGAGAGACGCGUGAUCGUAGCAACCAAUGUUGCGGAGACAUCUCUGACGCUGCCGAACGUGCGUUACGUCGUGGAUUCAGGGCGGGAGAAGAGGAGGAUCUUCACCGGGUCGGAGGGCUUCUCGUACUUCACCGUUACUUUGACAACCCAGGCAGCAGCUCAGCAACGCACUGGUCGAGCUGGUCGCGUCGGUGCUGGCGUCUGUUAUCGAUUGUACUCCUCAGCCGUUUUCCAACAUGAUAUGGAACCUCACCCAACGCCGCAGAUACACACGGUGCCGCUGGACCACUUGCUACUAUUCAUGGCUGCGCUGGGAAUCCCCCGCCCAUCCGCCUUCCCCUUUCCUUCUCCACCUCCAGGGACUGCCCUUGCCAAUGCGCGUCGCCGCCUGGUUGCACUGGGGGCUCUCGAGCCCAAGUCGAAUCUCUCGGCGCCCCGUCGCAAGCAGCAGCGGAAUGACGGUCGCGAACCUGAGGUUUGCUGCACAGCGCUUGGCCGCCGCAUGAGUGAAGUGCCGAUUCCCCCCCGCUUUGCAAAGAUUCUGCUUUUGGCGUGCUCCCGGCACAAAGAGCACGGCCCCCAAUUUGUCGCCCUAGCGUGCUAUCUAGUGGCUGCCCUCUCUAUUGGAGAGUUGCUGCCGACUUUGCCUCGGGAGGGCGAGGCGUCGGAUCCAGAGAGUGGCCCGGCGGGUCUCCCAGGAUCCGCCAGGAGCCCCGGUAGGAGGCCAUGGCAAGAGUACGACAGCGACCUAGAUGCAUACAUUUGGCUUUGCGGAGCCUAUAGCCACGCGAAGAAUCCGAUCAGCUUUUGCAAAUCAUAUGGCGUGGACGCCUCCAGAUUGGCUGAGGUGGGGGCGCUUGCAGCGCAGCUGGCCCAGCUUAUGCGUACCCUGCUGCAGCAGGCUCGACGUACGGAUUCUUCUCAAGCUGCUGAGGCUGAUCUGGAGGUGUUGAAGGCGCCUCUGCGGCUUGAACCUCCAGCGCCGGAGGCCAGACGCUGCCUGCACCAGUGUGUCGUGCAAGGCCUCAUAGAUCACGUGGCGGCCUGGCAAGACCCGCCCCGUCUGCCUCCAGACGCGUCCCCAGCCCAACGAGCAGCAGCUCGCGGGGGCUACCGCUGCGCGGAGCUCAAAGGGGAGUUGGCUCGCGUCCACUGCACCUCCAACAUACUGCACGUCUCGCCUCGGCCGAAACUCCUCGUCUACAACCAAUUAAUUCACACUGGCCGCGGGGUGCUGCAAGUCUGUCAUCCAAUUGACGAUGUGGAUCUUAGCAGCAGCGACACGCCGCUUGUACAGCACAGUUUUCUGCAAUUGCCGGCCCCAGCAUACGACCCAAGCCGAGAUGCAGUUGUCGGCUGGUCCCGGCCAACGUACGGUCCCCUACAGUUGCCGCUGCCGGCAGUCGAGAGACCCCUCCCCCGUAUUCGGGGUCCGGUGGCUUCGCCGCUCUCCACCCAGGAGCAGCAGCAGCAGCAGCAGCUGUACGCAUGCUUUGCUGCAGCACUUGUAGCUGGGAGGGCCAUACCUCGUCUCAAGAAGUUCGGGCCUUCCUUGUCGGUAACGGCCGAAGGAAUGCUUGCAGGGAGCUGCUCGGGGACGUUCGCAGUGCGGGCCUUUGUGGCGGAACUGGCCAAGAGAGAGGUUGCGUCUCGGGCUGAGCUGCUUAAGCUGUGGAAGUCGGAGCCGAAGUUCUUACUCGCCGAAUUUGUUGGGCUGUUGCGUUCAUACAACUACGAGACGUUGCAGGAUGUGCACGACAUAUGGCCGCCCGUAUGA